Molecule: messenger RNA, 6442 nt
Organism: Silurus meridionalis
Lineage: Eukaryota; Metazoa; Chordata; Actinopteri; Siluriformes; Siluridae
Product: KIAA1549-like b
Source: RefSeq, a predicted model, not a curated record
CAGCGCUGGUAACAAAUAAUAGGCAGAAGUAAGUGUGGGUGUGUGUGUGUGUGUGUGUGUGUGUGUGUGUGUGAGAGAGAGAGAGAGAGAGAGAGAGUGCUGCAGUAGCCGUGAUGGUGGUGGUGGUGGUGAUGAUGAUGAUGGUGAUGAUGAUGCUGGUCGAACCGGAAAGCAGAAGCAGCUUCUACAUUCAGUGAGCACCGGAGGACAGGCUGCGGGAGCGCGCGACGCUUUGGUUCGUGCUGGGUGACUUGCGGUCCCGGUCCCGGUUCGUUUCGGACAGAUGUCUCAGCCACGGAAACGGAAAUGGCUUCCGGAUCCGGCUCGAGGACUUCGCGAGGGAAGAGGAUGAAGAAGACUUGGUGCGCUCCUCCGGUGCGCGUGUAGCGGUUGCGCGCCUACGGCCGCGAGGCAUCAGGAGCAGAACCAGGGGCAGAACCGAAGGCGGUAACGGAGGCAGAGGCGCGCGCGUGGGAGAUAUGCUCGCGGGGCUCGCGCUGCUCCUGCUGCACGGUGCUUUCGCCAACGCCGAUGGAACAAAUUAUGAGGCAUCUGGAUCAUUGGCAUCACCUCUGGACAAAGCAGCCCUGUCAGCCUCUUCUCUUUGGCCAUCUGGUUUGCUUAUGAUCGAUGAGGAUCCUGUCUCGGCCGUCCGUUCUGAUCCAACGAGUCAAAGGGACAUGAGAGAGAAGUCUCUAUCAGCCAGACCACCUGCAAAACCACAGAUCGAUUUUCAUUUCAGCUCUACUCUGGAGAGUCCUGUUAGAGAGACCACUAACCAGUCUAAGCGUUCACCUGCAGGUUCUGUUCAGAGAGCAGAGCCAUCUUUUAUGAUCCCAGCAUCUGCUUUGGUGCACAUUAGGAACCAUUCUUCAGAAAAGACUACGCUGGACCAGUGGAUGUCUGGGUUUCCAUCCUCUGUCCUAACAUCUCGAGAGACCAGGUUUCCUGCUAAAGGAAAUGACUCUGCUUUACCUCCUUUUCAAAUGAUAAGACCUACAUUACCCAACAAAAAUAUAAACACUUCAGUCCAAUCAGAACCACUAACCCAGGAACUACCAACCAGCAAGGUCCCAGAACUCACCCCCAUCACCACCAUGACAGCCUUCACAACUACCACCGCAUCUACUACAACUACACAGCUGACCAGCACAACCCAAGUAACCAGCACCAUAGGAUCUACCACUUCUGCAACAUCCACAACUAUAGCAAAGCCUUCCAGAACUAUAGCACCAACCUCGUCCCCUAAAUGGACUUCCACCACCUUGAGUGUCAGGACCAGUCCACCCAGAACCACAACCAUUACCACCACGACUGAAAGUUCUCCACACAGCUGCAACAUAACUGACAGGAUGUGGGUUAAAACGGUUCUGUCUGUCCACAUCAGGAGGAAUCGACUGGACAAUAUUUUGAAACACAACCUUCCGAGAGGCCUGACAUUGGCACUGACCAAGGUUCUGAAUGACAGCAGUGUCCGAGCAAAGAUCGAAAGUCUGUCCACGAUGUCCAAUGUGACCGUGGGCUAUUACGUAACCCGUGGCAAUAUGGUUUACACCUCGUCCUUUAUCGUGGAGGCUCUGAGCUCCUACGGCAUGGACAGGCUAAUGGCGGAUAUCCGGCAGUUUGUGCCCAUGGUUCAGGCAUUGCCAACCCCAGCAGCCCCCUGGAGGCCAACUCCUACUAUUUCACUCAUGCUGAAGACAGUUCUGAGAUUUGUAGGACCAGGAGAUGAUCUGAGGUCCUGCAGGUUUGCUGAGCUGAUGGAGGAGAGACUGGAGAACGCUUUUGCUGAAGCCGAGGCCAAAGUUCUAAAUAGUUACAGCACACUCAGUGUAGAGAUCCUGAGUGUGUCUCAGUCGGCUGGAUCUCCUGCAGUGUCUCUGGUUUAUGUGGUGCAGAACAGAACUGAGACUUUGAAUGGCACCGCGGCCAGUAACCUGCUAAGUCGCCUGACCGCUGAGCUUGUGGGCUACUUCCUGUUUUACCCUCCGCUCAUUAUAGCAGAACCUCUGGAGUACCAUAACCUCAACACCUCAGCAGCUACCAAGGACUUCUGGGUAAUCACAGUGAUUCAGGAUGUGGAGAACUCGUCUCUGGAGGGUCAGUACCAGAGUUUUGCCAGUCUGAUGGAACAGCGCUUGGCAGAGCUCUUCAUGGUAGCACAUCAGCAGGGUGUCCGUUUUAAACGAGCCAACACAGUGGGCAGUUACACUGUGCAGAUGGUUGGCAUGAGGCGAGUGGUAGGACCAAAAAACCCAGCUGAACUUACUUACUACGUGCAGUUGAAUGGAAUGCCACUCCCUGGUACAACUGCAGCUAAAUUCCUGAACACUGUGGACUCCCAGACCAUGGCUCUGACACUUGGGUAUUUUGUCCAGCUCCAAGCUGAAGCUGUGGUGAAGGGCCCUUCCAACAACCUCUGGAUCAUCGCCUCUGUUUUGGCUCCUAUCAGCAUCGUCACCAUCAUCAUCAUCAUCAUCACCGCUGUUCUGUGCCACAAAAACAAGAGCGACUUCAAAACUGACGGAAUUGCCAACCUGAAUCCACGGGUUAAGACGACAUACAGGAGGGACAUGAGUUACUAUCACCAGCCGGUGCAGGGAUUCGAUUACGCGAAGCAGCAUUUGGGUCAGCUGGGGUCGGACGAGGACAGCGCACCCCUUCCUCAGGCUCCACUCCAGAUCCGGGACGCCUCUCUCAAGGUCAUUCACCCGGACGGUACCAACUCCAAAAAGACCAUCGGCGGAGAAAUUAGGAAAAGCAGGUUGCCGAGCGAGGACGGUUCUGCGGUCAGCGUGGAGUCGGUGAGGCCUGUCUCAGUGCGAGUCCUCGUGAAGAAAAUCUCCACACAGCAAAACCUCACGAAGGAGGAAAGUAAGAAGAGGACAGAUCCAUAUGACACGUCAUCAGGAUCUCUGCAGCUCAUCUCCGUAAAGCAGAUCGCAGCCCCGCCGGCAUACUCGCAACCUGCCUCUUCUGACCGCAGUCAAGAUUCAGCCGUCCUGAAUGGCGAGGUGAAUUUGGCUCUGAAGCAGAAGUCAGACAUUGAGCAUUACAGAAACAAGUUGAGGCUAAAAGCCAAGAGGAAAGGUUACUACGACUUCCCAUCAGGCGAGAACAACGCAAGCUCCAAACCUCCGAGACACGAAAGUGAGAAAGCCGAACGCACACCGGUUACACGGCCGUCCAGCAGAACGCCGGAGUAUGAGGAUGACCGGAGCUCCACAUAUGUCAAAUCUCGCAGGAGACACUCUGAAGUAAAAUAUCCAGCAUAUCGGAGCAGACAAUCAUUAAACAGCCCGAGUCCUGGAGGAACCGAGAUGGAUCUGCUGGUGAUGAGAGAACGACCCCGGAAAGGCAUCCGCAACAGUGGCUAUGAUACGGAGCCUGAAAUCAUUGCGGAGACCGACGUGGACGGCUUGGCUGCUCGCCGUCACUACGGCUAUGGCCGGCAGGCCAAAGGUCAUUCGGAGACAUCCACAUUGAGCUCACAGCCCUCCAUAGAUGAGGUACGUCAGCAGAUGCAUCUGCUGUUAGAGGAGGCCUUCAGCCUUGCUUCAGCAGGUCAUACCUCAUCCAGCAGGAGGCACCACUACCAGCAGCACCAGGCCAUUAGCCCUUACAGCCCCGGGCCUUCUAUUCCCUACUCUGAGGGGCCAACUAGCGCACCCGACACCAUUAACCACACCCAAGGUGGACUACAGUGGGUUCCGGCCUAUGGCCAUGAUCUCUAUCAGUGUAGCCUGAGCAAACCGACUUUCAGGUUCACUCAACUCCCAGAGAUGGUCACAGACACGGAUUCGCCUCCUCCUCCUGUUCCUCCGAGAACCGGCCCAGUGCCCAGAAGCUCACUGCAGAGGUCUUCCUCUGAUGUUGGGCCAAAAGCUCCGAGCUCUCAAUCUUCGGUGCCAGACAUGCAGAGUCAGCAGGACAACACAUACGUGCCAAUCAGCAGAGGACCACUUCCACCCAUCACCACCGAGCCUGUACUCAACCACUCAGGAAACCCGAUGACCGCUGUGUACGCCAUCCCCACCAGCAGGCAGGGCUACCCCGGAUACUUUCUCUCCACUCCUCCUUCCUCCUAUCACAGUCCCUCGUGGAUGUCGUAUCCCCCGGAGCCUGAGGACGUGUCGACACCGUGGACCGAUUCCGUUCCAUUGCCAGGAUACGCUGAAGCAUUUCCAAACCCACGUUACCCUCGAGGAAGUGUGUUCCAGUGGACCCCGAGCCAGGCAGUGUCUCCUCCUCAGGUGGAACCCGAUCAGCCGUUCUCGCUCUCCACCGACCCCACGGACGUGAUCACCCCCAUCACGCUCUCCACCUCGGCUCUGGUCCAGGCCAUCCGCGAUGAGGUCGCCAAGCUAGCCAAAAAGCAAGCGGACAUGUUUGAGUUCCAGGUCUAGAGCUCCCCCUGCAGGACCGGAGGACAAACUGCACUCUGGAGAUAAUGAACUCCUUCCUCACUGACUUUUUGGUUACCAGGAAAACCGGAAACUUCCAUUCCUUAUAAGGAACUUAAAGGUGUAUGUGUUUUAUGAAAAGCCUGCCUGUUUAUACAGCUUGUUCUCCUUUCCUACACCGGCAUUCUAUUUGCUCAUCAAGCAAAGCUUUUGGAUAACGGACAAAACCAAAUCCAUCGCUAAUUUCAUUUUUCACUUGAAUUACAAAGAAACAGGAAUGAUGAAUGAUGAUGAAAUCGUUUUCUCCGGAAAAAAUUGUUUUGCCUUUGCGCCGUAAUCAAAUGUACGACAUACGUAUGUACUGUUAUCUAAUGUUGAUUUAGUUUUCUUGUAACAGCAUGCGUUUUACUACUCACAAUGAUCUGACAACAGAUUUUCCACUUCUCACUUACGUUAUAGCAGCUAUAAACAUUUGUUCCCUCACCAGCUUUUUCUUUAUUUCUCUCAUUAAAAUAAAACACAUUUCACUUUGACACUUUGACAAUGUCAAAUAAACAUCUCACAGAAAACAUCACCACAUGAACAGCAUCCCUGUGAACGAGCCGUUUCCCUAAAAACAAUAACGUAUCCAGAUGAAAGCGUUAAUAUUAACCUGCGCUACUGUCCCUGUUAAACUGCUGUUAUAGAGAAUUAAUCAACACUUUCUGACCAAUCACGAUGCAGCAUUUAACAUCGCUGGGAUUUAUGAAUGUUAUAUAUUAUCUUCCUUUUCUUCCUACUGAAAGUUAUGCAACAAGUUUGUGUUUCGAAAUUUUCAGAUGAAAUUGUAUUCAUUAUUUGAUGUAUAUAAUAUUUGAAUGAGUUUCCACUUGAUUUUGUUCUUCCAACUUUUUUCUCUAGAUAUACAUACAGUGUCUGUGAAAAGUAUUGAAACACUGAGUUUUAUGGCAUUUUAUGGAUUUCUAAAUAACACUUACAGAACUCAGACGUGCGCUUCCGCUCAUCGUCUUGUUGUACGGUGAAGUCGGUUGCUAUGAGCCACAGAUGGAACUGCAUAGUGUUGAAGUGUGGAAUGAGAGACAUGAUGGUUCAGGAUUCCUCUCACUUUCUGGAAUCUUCCCUGCUCCAAAACAACCCCAAACCAUUAAACUUCCACCUCCAUGUGUGAGUGUAGGGGUGAGGGAGUCUGAUCACAUCUCUCCUGUUCUCCGUCUUACACAAGUUCUUCUGGUAGAGGCACAAAUGUCCCAUUUGGACUCCACACAACUUUCUUCCACUCAGUCACUCUCACAUUACUGCGUGUUUGCUGCAUAGACCAUGCAUGUGUCUCAAAAACCAUAAAAGACUCUGUUUCCACACUUUUCAUAAGCACUGCAAUUAUUAUUAUUAUUAUUAUUAUUAUUAUUAUUAUUAUUAUAUUAUUAUUAUUAUUAUUAUUAUUAUUAUUAUUAUUAUUAUUAAAGCAUAAAAAGUUCCCAUUGAUAAAAUAAAGCGUUAUCAUUGUAAUGGUGAUGCCCCUUUUUUUGUUUACUUUUAUUUUGUUUUUGUGAGAAAAUUAAUUUUCUGUAUUUAAAAACAGAAAAUCGAUCGUAAAUGUGUGUAAUAAUAUUUCUUGCCUCCAUCUCUUCUAUCAAUAAUCUACUCUAUGAUGAUUUUUCAUUUUUUAUUUUAUUUUCUUUCAUUUAUUUUUAUUUGUUAAUGUGCAUUUAUAUCAUAUACUAGUUUUUUUUUAAUCAUUAAAUUUGAAGAGCAUCAGUGCGAGAAACAAACCAUGUCACUGGAAGAACUCGGGAGCCGAAGGGAAAAACUUUCUCACUGCAUUUUUUAAACAAGAACUUAUUUAAUUGGAACAAACAAAGUUUAUUUGUGUAAUUAAUUUAUGCGGUAAAGAAAAAAAGAAAUAAAAUUGCAGAUGGAAAGAUUUGUUGUAAAAUCUGGUCCUGUGUAGAAGUGGACACUUUCUGUCCGGACCCCCUUCAGUUUUUUUUUCCUUUUGAAAGUUGUGAUUUGUUUGAAUAAAGCUGUGUCCUUGUCACGAC